AUGAACACAUUUCAACAUUUACUUAUGUGUCUGUACAAACAAAUAUCGAUAAUCCCGAAGUCAAUCGAACAAGAGUUAGCUGAAGCAAUGCAAGCGAAUUUGUCUCAACAAUUUCAACAACAGCAGCACGAGUCUCAACAAGAGAGACAACAAUUGGAACAACGAAUAGAGAUACUUCAACAGCAGCUACGACAACUGCAACAAUCGUCAAUACCUGGACAUCAAGCACCACAACAAUCGUCAUCGGCAAUUGAAGAACAGCAGCAAUUGCCUGACUAUCCAUUAGAAAUACCAAUAGAACAGCAGCAACAUGCUGACGUGUCAUUACCUCAACCUUCGAUUAGACAAGUGCCACAAAAUCCGACUCUAGGAAGACGCACUCGACAAAGAUUACUUCGUUUGGUUCGAUUGGGUAAUCGUCGUAUUCGAAAACGGCCACGUGCGCGAUUUCUUUUUUCGUCAGAUACCGAAUAG
Molecule: messenger RNA, 474 nt
Organism: Adineta ricciae
Lineage: Eukaryota; Metazoa; Rotifera; Eurotatoria; Adinetida; Adinetidae
Source: the annotation of a GenBank genome assembly